CCCUUCCAGGAGCAGGAACGCAGCUGCGACAAGGGCCACCACCUUCCAGGGAGGGAAACAGACUCUCUGGGCAGUGACUGGAGAAGGACGUGCAGCAGCUCCAGGCCUGCAGGAAGAAGGAGGCCGAGUGGAUUCUAGUAACCAACCACGCCAACAACCCGCUCGGUGAGGAAGCGGGCAUUUCCAGCCCCGCAACUGGAAAGCAUUCUGGGAGGCGCCCGCAGCCCGCGCUGGCCGGGGUGGGCCAGACGCAUGCGCCCUACACGCCACCGCGCACCCUAGCGGCCUGGCGGGGCCUCUGCGCAGUCGCCGUAGCCCAUAGCAACCGGGAGAGGUCGCUUCCGGCGGGAAUCCGAACUGCGUGGGGAUUGGAGUCCGAGUGUGUGGAGGUCGAUGGACGGCCUGACAGCCUGGGAGACGGGCCUGGGGUGGAGAACAAGCCCUCGGGCCGCCGGGGCUCUCUCUGGUGCCCCGGGCUUGGAGCCUGUGCUUGGCGGCUCCCACGUGACCGCGGGAACUGAGGCUGAGGGAGGGGCCGGGUUCGUCCACCGCGGCCAUUUCCUCGGGGUGCUUCCAGGGGCAGCCAUGGCCACCCUGUACCCCUCUCUGGAGGACCUGAAGGUGGACCAAGCCAUUCAGGCCCAGGCCAGAGACACCCCCAAGAUGCCCAUCCUGCCUGCGCAGGAGACAGCUGUCCCCCAGCCUCCAGUUUUGUACCCAAACCUGGCAGAACUGGAAAAUUAUAUGGGUCUUUCCCUCUCCAGCCAAGAAGUCCAACAGAACCUGCCUCAGAUUCCAGACGGUACCAGUACAGUGGUCUCUGGCCCCUUGCCGGGCCAGGUGGUGGCGCCGGUGUCCGGGAACAGCCUGGGUGUGCGGCGUGCGGAGAUCAAGCCCGGGGUGCGUGAGAUCCACCUCUGCAAGGACGAGCGUGGCAAGACGGGGCUGCGGCUGCGGGCCAUCAACAAGGGCCUCUUCGUGCAGCUGGUACAGGUCAACACCCCUGCUUCCCUUGUGGGGCUGCGCUUUGGGGACCAGAUCCUGCAGAUUGAUGGGCGCGACUGUGCCGGCUGGAGCACAGACAAAGCCCACCGGGCCGUGAAGAGGGCUUCGGCAGAGAAGAUCGUCAUGGUUGUUCGGGACAGGCCUUUCCAGCGGACUGUCACCCUGCACAGGGACAGCACCGGCCACGUGGGCUUCGUCAUCAAGAAGGGGAAGGUGGUCUCCGUAGCCAAAGGGAGUUCUGCGGCUCGCAACGGGCUCCUCACCGACCACUACGUGUGUGAAGUGAACGGGCAGAAUGUCAUCGGGCUGAAGGACAAAGAGGUCACGGAGAUUCUGGCCAUGGCCGGGAACAUCGUCACCCUGACCAUCAUCCCGACCGUGAUCUACGAGCACAUGGUCAAAAAGUUGUCCCCGACCCUGCUCCGCCACACCAUGGACCACUCCAUCCCAGACGUCUGACGUCACGGGCAGCUCCGCCCCCCACCUCCCGCAGGAACGGAGGCCUGCGGCCUGGGGCCGGCGUGUCCAAGGGGGUGCGCUCCGGCGGGGUGAGGCAGAGCACGUCCUCAUGUGUGGCACAGGCCUCCUUGGAGCCUGACUCUUGCCUGGACUAGGGCCGCGCCAGGGCCACAGGCAGCGGCUCUCCGUGUGGGUCUCACUGCUGGCCGCGCCCGGCUCCGUGCCUCUGGAAGGUGCGGCUGGGUCCCUUCCGAGACGUCCCCUCCACCAAAAGGACAGCCCACAUGAGGACAGAGCACAUUCCUGGUGAGAAUUUCCCUGUACUUGAUCUUCGACACACACUGCACAUGGUGUAACUCCUCACUUCUUUUGAAUAAAGCUUUGAUUUUAAAUAAAA
Eptesicus fuscus (big brown bat) is the source of this 1861-nucleotide messenger RNA. It is a transcript of the gene SDCBP2, whose product is annotated as syndecan binding protein 2. Gene Ontology annotation, molecular function: protein binding. The record is from RefSeq and is a predicted model, not a curated record. NCBI's taxonomy places the organism in Eukaryota, Metazoa, Chordata, Mammalia, Chiroptera, Vespertilionidae. Bases 394 to 1464 code for a protein of 356 amino acids. The transcript has 10 exons. Gene Ontology annotation, cellular component: plasma membrane; cytoplasm.